Messenger RNA from Scheffersomyces stipitis CBS 6054, 636 nucleotides. RefSeq lists its product as uncharacterized. The coding region runs from base 1 to 636 and encodes 211 amino acids. Lineage: Eukaryota; Fungi; Ascomycota; Pichiomycetes; Serinales; Debaryomycetaceae. The transcript has a single exon. The record is from RefSeq and is a predicted model, not a curated record.
AUGUCGAAAGCUUUAUGUUGCUACGCUUUUGAAACUCUCUACACUCGCUUAAAUCCAGAGUCAAAAAAACUUUCUCUUUCCAAGUACUACGACCAAUUAAAUGAACUGGCCUCCCAUUUUCGGUCGCCUGCUCCACUUUUCAUCACUUGGAACCAAGAUGACAGAUUAAGAGGUUGUAUUGGCACAUUUCUGCCUUUGUCAAUUGAGUCAGGCAUAAGUCGGUUUUCGUUAACAGCAGCUUUACAAGAUCCUCGUUUCCACCCAAUCUCCAAACGAGAGUUGAACUCGUCUUUGAAGGUUAGCGUUACCUUGCUAGACAAUUUUGUAGAAAUCAAUACCUGGGACGAUUGGAAAAUUGGUUUACAUGGUCUUCGCAUUUCAUUUGAAUACGAGAAUGAUUAUUAUCUGGGCACUUUUUUACCCUCUGUAGCGGAGGAAGAGAACUGGGACCAAACAACUACGUUAUACUACUUACUCAAAAAAGCAGACUACAAUGGCGUGAAGAAAGAUAGGGUCGCUCAGUUCUACACGAAUGGUUUGAAGGAGGGCUGGCUCACUUUAACAAGAUAUGAUGGGUUAAAAGACUCGUUGACCUACGACGACUUUUUAGCAAUUAGAAACAGCAUUGCAUUAUAG